Scomber japonicus (chub mackerel) is the source of this 3094-nucleotide messenger RNA. It is a transcript of the gene nlrc3l, whose product is annotated as NLR family, CARD domain containing 3-like. Bases 303 to 2663 code for a protein of 786 amino acids. NCBI's taxonomy places the organism in Eukaryota, Metazoa, Chordata, Actinopteri, Scombriformes, Scombridae. The transcript has 12 exons. The record is from RefSeq and is a predicted model, not a curated record.
GCCCGAAACCGAAAGUUUUAGCUAGAAGCGAGAAGUUGCAGCUAACGUCUUUUACCUUGUGUGUGUGGGUAGACUAUAUUGUAUUAUAACACGACUCUAAGCUUCAUGAAGGCUUCUUUUAUUAUAUACCGUAAGUAUUAAUAACAUAGUAAUAACAUUAGUAAGAUGAAGGGCCUGUGAUGAUGAAGAAAUACGACGAUAGUUAGAUAGCGCCGACGCUCAGAGGAUUCAUCGUGUGUGUUUUUGGGGCUUUAAAGGCUGAUUUCAUUCCUAAAACUAGCUCCGUGAAGCUGAUCAGAAACAUGGAUCUUGAUCAUGAAGUCGCAAGGAUCUUUAGGCCGGGGUUUGAGGAAGGAGAAGCAGACGAGGAGGAGACGGAUAAGUUGCAGAGGCCGCCCUCCAGCUAUGGUUCAAUGAAGAGCGACAGCGACGGCGAGAAGGAGAAGGAGGACGACGAAGGAGAAGAAGAAGACAUUCAAGAUGAAGCUUGUCCUUCUCCUCUUCCUGGGACAUAUGUUGAGCCCACUGAUCAUGAAGAGACAGGAUUGCGGCUGCAUCGCCCCGAGUCCCCAGAAACCCUGUUCACCAUCACCACGAUGCAGACCAAACCGCCAGGAGCUCUCGUCCUUGACACCAGGUCUGACUCUCUGGAGGUUUAUUCAGAUGACGAUGAAGAGGAUCUGGAUGAGGUUUUGGUCGCUGACUCACCAGAACCACCCGAGCCUGUCGAACCAGACGAUGCAAUGCAGACUGAAGAUGGCCAACCAGGCGUACUACACCCAGAGCAGGACAUGCCUUUCCUAUUCAAGACUAUCCAGGAAGCGCUCUCAGUGCUCAAAAAUGACGAGCUAUACAAUUUUAAGAUGCGGUUUUACCAGCGAGACAAAGGCCUCACCCUGCAGAAUGUGCUGGAGGGAGACAUUCUUGAUUUUGUGGACAAGAUCAUUGAAGUGCUCGGCCAGGACGAGGCCGUGAUACACACUGUGAGCACAUUAGAAAGUGUCAACAAGAGCGAAGAGGCGAGCGCACUGGACGAGAAGUGCAAGAGAUCGUUGAUCCGGCAUCGCCUGAAGCAGUACUACGUCAGGAAACAUCAAAUCAUCCGCGAGGGCGUGGUUCGAGCCGGGAAGCAGAACUUCCUGAAUAACGUCUACGUCGAGCCUGAGAUCUCCAUCUGCGGUAACGGAGGAAUCGACCCCUUCCACGAGUACCGGCCCCGACGUCCUUCGGCUUUCCAGCUCCCCGGCCCCGAGACGUUUUUACAUUUGAACAAUCUGUUCAGACAACAGAAGGCAGACGGACAGCUGGUGAGGACGGUGGUGACGACCGGGCUUCCAGGAAUUGGCAUGACUGUCUCUGUGGGGAAGUUCUUGCUGGACUGGGCAGAACUAGUUGCCAAUAAGGAACUGCAGUUCGUCUUCAAACUCUCAUUCCGCAAUUUCUGGUAUAUGCAAAACAAAAACCCACCAGAGAGGAUGUCCAUACUUGAAAUGAUAGGAUACUAUUAUCCUCAGUGCAAAAACAUGAGAUUCCUGGAUGAAGAGGGAUGUAAAUACCUCAUCAUUAUGGACUCAUUCGAUUGCUACCGAGCUACUCUGGACUGGGAGAACGCUCCAGUAGUAACGGACAAUCGCACCAAAGCAAUUCCUGAGGUCUUGCUUGUGAACAUCUUCCGUGGCAAUUUGCUUCGACGCGGCCAUGUUUGGGUCCUGGGCCGACGGGCGGCCGUCACACAAAUACCAUCCAAGUUCGUCGACCUCUUGACCGAAAUCCAGGGCUUCAGCCAAGCGAUGAAAGACGAGUACAUGACCAAGCGCUUUACUGAUAAAAGGGUGGCGGGAAAAGUUAUGGCCCAUUACAAGCGCCUACCGUCGAUUGUCUCGCUUACGCGUCACCCCUUUGUCUCCUGGAUGGUGGUCGCCAUUUUUCCACGCCAGUUCCGUGAUCCGGAGUACGGGUCGAAUCCCCCCAGACUGACGCCGUUCUAUAUCAACAUUAUGAUCGUCCAGAUGAACCGCAGGCUGCAGUUCUACUACGGAAAGGGGGAUCAUGACCUGAGAUGGACGGAUGAGGACAAGUCCCUGCUGACACGGAUGGGGAAGAUGGCCUUAAAGAUGCUGGAGAAGAAUACCAGCGUGUUCUACGAAGAGGACGUGAAGGAGUUCGGUCUGAAGCUCAUGGAGGUGACGGUGUUGUCUGGCUUGUGUACUGAGAUCCCCAAUACAGCCAACAGCAAGAGGGCGUUCUCCUUCAUACACGUCACUCUCCAGGAGUACAUGGCCGCUAUGUACGUCUUCACGAGUUUUCGCACAGACGGUAAGAACGUUCUGGAGUCUGGGAUGCACAUGCCCAAGAUCUUCGCCGGCUCCGCCACCAAGGAUCAGACCAAAUCGCCAGUAGGUAUGGUCCACUGCGCCUUGGAGAAAACCUUCGCCGCCCCGGUGGGACACUUCGACUUCUUCCUGCGCUUCCUGUGUGGCAUGCUGUCCCCACAAUGCCACGACGAACAGCUGGCCGGGUGCCUUUACUGCCACCACGCCCCGAAGGUGUGCGCACUUGACGAGGUGCAGCGGAUUCUGGAGAAGAAAAUACAGACUGCUCCUGAGGACCGAAAGGAAAACUUAAAGGAGUGCCUUAGAGAAUUGAUCCAAAAGGACGAGUGAGUCGGGGUCAUUUUGCAUCAUUCAUGACAAUCAGUCGCUUUAUAUGGAUGUAAGAAUUCAAAGUGCGACUCUGAAAACACUCAAAUCUGUGUCAUUUUGUGUUUGAUAUUAAGUUUUCAUACGUUAGACCAGUGCUGUUUGAUCACGACGUUAAGAGUCUGUCAGUCAUGUGACAGAUACAACUGACAAAAACAAUGUUCUGUGCAUCUCUGCAGUAUGAUUGUCAUGGCUUGCAAUGAGCACUAAUGAAAAUGCGUCCUGACAUCGAUUUUACUUCACUCAGCUGCCAUUUGUCAGUUAACUAUAUGCAUUUAGUUUCUCCUCGAUGAAACGCACGAAGACUGGCAAAACUGAAUGAACUGUAGAAUUAGCAGCAAGUAUCACAAGAUAUGAUAAUGUUUUCAAGAGGCGGCAAAAAUCUGACUUUCCUU